Cuscuta campestris is the source of this 1261-nucleotide messenger RNA. The record is from the annotation of a GenBank genome assembly. NCBI's taxonomy places the organism in Eukaryota, Viridiplantae, Streptophyta, Magnoliopsida, Solanales, Convolvulaceae.
AGAAUUUUCAGCUGCUCAGAGUUUUCACAUUGAAUCUUCAACAAUUCUACCGCGGUGCAUUAAAGAAAUCAGGAUUAUGCUCAUCCAAUGAGCAUGGUUGCAAGGUGGUUGAGAGAUUCUGCUCAGUUGAUGUUAGCUCUGUCAGGCAUCGGUGGUGGAGACUGGCUACCACCCUUAGUGCAAUCAAUACACCAAGAAGUUUUAGCUUCCUACUCUUUUCUUAGUUGGGAAAAUGAAUCCAUCAGGAAGCCCAAAGCUGUUGAAAGAGAUUUAGCAUUGCUUUGUACUGCUCCAAGUUUAGACCUGGAAGAACACUCUUGUUCUAAGUGUCUGUUUGCAAUGGACACCGAGUCACUUUCUGAGUUCGGGAUUCAUGCUCUCAAGAGUGCAAUACCUGCCCCUUCUUUAGAUCAAAGUUUAACACCAUCAGUCCUUAAUGAACACUGGGAGGGAGCAGAGGCAGGCAUGGGUGAGGACCAUGAGGACCCCUCGGAGGCUCGUAAUUUCAAUAGUGCAGGCGACAUGAUAGAUUUAUUUAAUUGCUCUUCUACUGCAAGGAUGAUGAAACUAAAUGCCCUUGAGGAUGCAAGCCCGGGAUUUGAAGAACCUGCCCUCUACACUCACUCUGAAGGAGAGAAAACUGUUUUUAUUGACUCUAAGCUUGAACCGUUUAGAAUCAUAACUCCUAGUUCCUCUAAUAUGUCAUCGCAGCUUCCGAAAUUAGCUAAGGGUAAGGCAACCUACUCACCAUCUCAUAUGGUUACUAGAAGUAGAGCUAAGAUUAUAGCAGCGGGAAGGACAGAACACCCCAUUAAGGGAGUUGACACAUCUGAUGAGGAAAGCGAAUCUUUUGUAGAAGGCAUCCGCUCCACUUUCAAGAGGAGUUGUCCAUCAAUCAAAACGAAGAAUAUCCAAACCUUUACUCCAACCUCGGAAUCCCAAGUGAAGCUUAGUAAAAAACAGAAAAAGAAGGCAAAGAUGAAACUCAAACAGGCUCGGGCGGAGGAAAUAGCACACUUUGCGGUCAAAGCGAAGAAUUUAGUAGAUCCCGAGUCUUUUGAGGAGUUUGAGGAUGAUUUGGAUAACUUGAAUUUCUUGUAACUCUUUUCUUUUCAUGUUUUCCGGGCACAUUAGGUGCAGGUUUUCAUGCUUUUCCUUAUCUUAUUUUUUUUAGCUUUGUCGGGCCUUGUUUGGGUUUAGCCCACCCUCUCCGUUUGUACUUUUAAUUUCUUCUUUAAUUUAAUAAGAUAGAGCGUCCCUG